CAGUGAAGAGACUAAUGCUGGAUUUGAAACGCCUCUCUGAAGUGCAGAAACUGUGGACUGGUUUGUCCUGGGUCUGCAUUGCUGUGUCCUUCACUGACCUUUUGAUUGAUCACGCAGAUAAAGCUCUAUUAUCGAUUGGUUCCGUUGGUUUCCCAAAUUCACAGCAGUUUUGUGGGAUUCUGUGAUUUGCCUUAAAGGGGUUAUGUAUCUGACAUGUAUUUCUAAGCUUAACACCAUUUUUUAAGUGAGAAGGACAGAAAGAAAUGGUUGUGAAAAUCAAAAGAAAGCAUUCAUUUCUCUUAUCUAAGAAUUAUUUAGCUUGGAAAUCUUGUACAUUUCAUAUGAGUCUGAUGUGAACAGUGAUGCUUUCUCUUACGUGGGGCAAACUCUGUGUGGCUGUGAUUUAAAUCUGUUCCCCAACCAGUGAUGAAAAUCUCAGUGGAUUUAAAUGGUGUGAGAGAGCAAACUACUAAAAUAGCUUAAAAAAAAAGCUUAAUGUGUGCCUGCCUGAGAAAACCCUUCACACAGUAAAAUUUUGACACUUAGACAUUUUGACAUCAUUCUGAAAACUACAGAUUUUCGUAAACUAAACUUUUGAAUAUAUCUCAAUCACAAGUGAAGUUCUAGCAUUUUAAAAUCUGGUUACCCCCAAAGGGAGAAAAUUGCAUUUGAAGAUUUCAUUCCACACACAGAUUGUCUAAAAGCUCCAGCUUUGAAUGAGCAUUUAAUGUUUUAUAAAUAAGAUAACUGCUUAAUAAUAUGGCCAUGAAAACUAUGUCUACCAUCAUAUCAUUACCCGCCUUAAUUCAUAGCCUACAGACUGACAGAUUAUUCAGAACACCCACCCAUCCAGCAGUCAUUCCAUGUUAUAAUAACAAUUAUUCAUUCAUCAUUCAUCUUCAGUAAGCUUGUCAUCUUGAUUACAGUUGUGCUUGAUCCAGAGCCAAUCUGGAGAACAUUAUGCGUGAGGCAGAAAAACACCCUGGAUGGGACGCCAUUCCAUCAGAUGCACACUCAUUCACACUCAGGGUAAAUUAUCAUAGCCAGUCCACCUACGGGUAUGUUUUUGGGGGGUGAGAGGAAACCAGAAACCAGAGGAUAACAUUAACUGAUAAAGAGGUGUAAAUAUUUAAGACUCUGAUUAAAGUUUGUGGUGGAAGAGACUGUCAAAAAAACCUAACAAUGCUAAUAUCUGUGCUAAAUGUUUAGCAGCACAAUAAAUUCACAAAGCAAAGAUUUGCAGUCAGUGGUCAAAUUGUAAAAAGAUUCAAAUAAGAUUCAAAUAAGAAUGGGGAGGUGAGAUGUUGAUCAUAAUUAACCUGAUAAAUUUCAGCAUUAACAACUUUACCGUAGAACUAGCGCUAACAACACUUCUGGCAGCAAGAUCGCGCUAUGGUAGGCUAGCUAGCAAACCUGUUUGUGGAAACGCAGCUAGCAAUGUCACUUUUUAAUAUUAUUUUUCCCAUUUUUUAUUCAACAUAUUUAUUUUUUCUCAUCAUGUCAUUAAAUGGAUCUGGAAAUGCUCUAGAGCCCAUUUCACAAGAAGAAGCAGGUUAAGUUAAUCCCUAACUCUGGGGGGACAAAUAGCAUAGGAAAAACCCAUAUGAAUCAGUUUGUUAAUUAGCCGGCGUACUACUGUAAUACCCUAAUUCUGUGAUUUAGCAUAAUUAAAAUAUAAAUCCAUACGUAUAAAUCCAAAAUAAUUAAAUAUCAAUAAUAAACGUCAUAACUACUACAAUGACAUUAAUCCAAAAGGGAUAGCUAAGAUGCAAACAAAUAAAUAAAUAUCCCGCCUCAAAUCAAGCCUGGGUUACAGUAAACCUGGAUUACUAAGAAAGAACAAGGAUUUGCCAAAAAUAAAUGACCGGUCAGUGUGUUGUUUCCUGUGUUUGUUAGGAAAUUCAUAACAGUGCUUCUAUUGUGAACUGUGCAUAGUUUUGGAUGAACACUGCCAUAUGAACCCACUUCAGGUCAUGCCCAUAUCACUGCCUGUUUAUUGCAUUAAAACACAUUUGUUGCUUUGGUUUAGUUUUCUCCACUGGCCAGCCAAAAUAUCCAGAUGUCCAGUUUCGACAGCUGAAGACCUUUCCCUCACUGCCAUGCUGCUGGCUAGAGCUUUCAAGGGUUGAAACCAUGGAGCACCUGGUGAAGGAGCUAAAUGUGCUUCUGAAGCUACUGGAGCACGAACAUGUAAGUUCAGCCACCGCAGAGAAGAUGAGCGUUGUCAGGAACCUGUUAGGACAGUUAAAGCCAUCAGCAUAUGUUGAUAGAGUGACUGGGAGCGACUUCAUUUACAUGAACACCUCCCUCUACGGAAAUGGUACCAGCUUUGUCGAAUCACUGUUUGAAGAAUUUGACUGUGACCUGAAGGAGCUGAGAGAUUCCCCAGAGGACCUGAAAAAACAGGAAGAGGAAGAGACAUUGAAGCACUUACCCACAAAAUCAAGCCCCACUGACACACCCCCUCCACUGCCCACUACACCGCCUCCUGAGGAUUACUAUGAGGAAGCUGUUCCACUUGAGCCAGACACCACGCCUCAGUACAUCACCACUCACAGAAACCCCAGCCCAGUUGAGGACGAGGAUGCAUAUUAUGAAGAUGCUGAUAAGAACUAUCCAUUAACUCGCAUAAAUGGUCCUUCCUACAAUGACUCGGAUGCCCUGAGUAGCUCUUACGAGUCGUAUGAUGAAGAGGACGACGAGACGAAAAUCAGAGAGAGAACAAGUCCUGCAGGCCCGGUAAAAGACUGCCGCAAAUUUGCCUUCCUACUGCGUAAGAAACGCUUUGGCCAAUGGGCUAAACAGUUAACCGUCAUCCGCGAGAACAGACUACAGUGUUUCAAGAACCCGAAGGACCGAACACCACACACUGACCUGCCUCUGAAUCUGUGCAGUGUUGUCUAUGUGUGUAAAGAUGGGAGACGCAAGAGGCAUGAGCUUAAAUUCUCCAUUCCUGGAGGAGAAUCUUUGGUGUUAGCUGUACAGAGUAAGGAGCAAGCUGAGAGCUGGCUUAAGGCCAUUCAGGAAGUUAAUAAUGUGGCAAACAGCACCACUGGACUGGAGAUUUCCUCGUCCCCCAUGACUCAACGCAAGACAGAACUGGACAAGACGAUGCUUACUGAUAAACAUACCUCAGAUUCUGACAGUGUUGCCAAUGGAGACUGUUCACGGGAGAGUGGUGAAAAUGGGAAAGGGAAAAGGGGGGCUUUCUCGGAGCUGACCGGCUCCAUGAGUCGUGCUGCUGGCCGAAAAAUCAACCGGAUAAUUAGCUUUUCAAAGAAGAAGCCUCCUUUGCCUGGAGAUAACAGCAACCUGUCUCACACUGAUGACAACCCACGCUGUGGUUAUCUGAAUGUCCUGGUUAACCAGUGCUGGAAGGAACGUUGGUGUUGUGUGAGGAAAGGCACUCUGUAUUUCCAUAAAGACAGAGCGGACGUGCAGACUCACGUUAAAGCUCUGGUCCUUCAUGGGGUCGAGGUCUUACCUGGUUUGGGGCCCAAGCACCCGUUUGCUUUCCGUAUCAUGCGAGAUGGCAGUGAAGUAGCGGCUCUGGAGGCGAGCUGUUCGGAAGAGAUGGGCCGCUGGCUUGGUGUGCUUUUGGCGGAAGCAGGUUGUGCUACAACCCCAGAGGCUCUGCACUACGACUACGUGGACGUGGACAUGAUCAGCAGCAUCAAAUCAGCAGCUCGCCAUUCUUUCCUCUGGGCCACUUCCUCCAGCAGUGCUUCCACAGACUCUCGCACCUACGACGAGGUUCCUUAUGAGAGCGUGCUGGUAGAAGAGGCUCAGCCUAAAUCAGGAACUCAGGUGAAGCGCCGCUCUUCUUUCUCCAGCACUGAUAGAGUAAAGAACAACUCUGAAGUCACAGUGAAAAGACACGGCUCUUCUGUGAAUCAGUACUGUAAAUAUGGGAAGACGAGAGCAGAGGAGGAUGCGCGGCGAUAUCUGAACGAGAAAGAGCAGCUCGAGAAAGAGAAGGAAGAGAUCAGAAAAAAGCUGAUGUCGCUACGCAAAGAGAAAAGGGAGGUGAAAGAGCAGCUCAAGGACGCCACAGGUAAACAGCAGAAGGAUUUGGAAAAGCGUCUGGCUCAGCUUGAGGAGAGCUGCAGAGGGAAGGAGGCUGAGCGAGUGGAUCUGGAGCUUCGGCUCACUGAGGUGAAGGAGAAUCUGAAGAAGUCUAUGGCUAGUGGUGAGCUAGGGGCUCCUGCUGAGAACAAACCUGCAAACAAGGUUCAUAUCAGAAAAGUUGAAACUACUUAUACUGAGGCCUCUGUACCUGUGAACUGUGCCUCUGAGAUGCGUAAGCGUCCUCCCUCCAUCUGUACAUCCACCAGGGGAAACGUCAUGCAGAAAGCCAAGGAAUGGGAGUCAAAGAAGGGAACUUAAUACUGACUGGAUGUAAAGUCUGGAAGGACUGUUUGUGUUUUUUUGAAGAGACUUCAGUAAAGUGGACUAAGAAGAGUCAGUGGACCGGGGAUUCAGCAGCUGAUUAUGUUCAUUUUAACAUACGUACAUAUGCCUAAAAACUACUGAUCCAUCUGUGGUCAGAAGGUUUUCUAGUGCCCUUCUGUGUCAGUGUUUCUCUUAUCUCUCCAGCCUUAUGCUUCAAAGGGAACAUACUGGAUAACUGCUCGCUACCUUUCAGCCAUAUCGGCCACCUAAUUACCAAUUGCUAUACAAAUUGAACCAUCAAUACGGUGAGCUUAUUGUCUUAUCCAUUGUCCGAUGGCUCAAGAUGGCACUUAAGCAUUAGUCGCUGUGAUCUUAGGAAAACAUCAUCUGAGAAAGUAGAUAGUAAUAACACUCUCUUCUGAGCAGCGGCUAAAAACUCAUACUGUAAUUCAUACACACGUUACAAAGACAGAAAGCACAUGUGCUUAUAAUAAUAAUCAUUAAUUAUAUGGGCAUAUAAAUUGCACAAGAGGACUAGAAAAUAAGAGACCUUUUUGGAGAAAACAAAUCAAAGAUGCUGAAAUGUCUUUUGGAAAAAAAAAAAGAUUGUAUUUACAAAGUAUUGUAGGGCUAGAGCAAAAAAUAAGACAGAUAUUUUAG
Molecule: messenger RNA, 5052 nt
Organism: Pangasianodon hypophthalmus (striped catfish)
Lineage: Eukaryota; Metazoa; Chordata; Actinopteri; Siluriformes; Pangasiidae
Gene: afap1l1b
Product: actin filament associated protein 1-like 1b
Exons: 19
Coding region: 2134-4386 (750 amino acids)
Cellular component (GO): cytosol
Molecular function (GO): SH3 domain binding
Source: RefSeq, a predicted model, not a curated record